Messenger RNA from Geodia barretti, 1231 nucleotides. NCBI's taxonomy places the organism in Eukaryota, Metazoa, Porifera, Demospongiae, Tetractinellida, Geodiidae. The record is from the annotation of a GenBank genome assembly.
UUUUUUCACGAAUAGCUGCUGAGUCAGCCACACCCUCUCCCUCCUCUUCAUCUUCUGCAGUUCCCCCCACCUCCCAGUCUCCCCUCUCUCUCUCCUCUACCACUGCCACCACUACUACCAACACCUCUGGGCAAGUAGUGCUGCCUGACCUGAUAAAACUAUCAACAUCCCAGGGAGAUAUCAGAAUAUUGAAAGAGAGUGCGGCAAAAUACACACAAAUUGGAACCUUAUUGCUGAAGGAUGAUACCGGGGCAAUAGUCAAUGCAAUGGAACAGAGCGACCGAGUUGCAACAGUUGAAAGUAUAUACACGCAAUGGAUACAAGAAGAUGAAGAUCACUCAUGGGAGAAACUGAUCCAGUGUUUGAGAGAUGUUCAACUGAACUCUCUUGCCAGAGACCUUGAGCUGCACUUUAGACUCACUUCACCUUCUGACAGAGGAAAUCAAGGCAGAAGCACACAAGAAGCUGUGACUGGACAAGGAGGUGAUGUGAGAAAGAGAAGAAAUGUAAAAGAGCAGGAAUCACAACCAAACCGAAAUGAUGAUGAUAGAAUUACAUCCAGUGAGACUACUUCACAUUCACAAAGUGCACUCGGGCAAGGCUGUUUGGGGAAACUGGUGAUAACCAUUCUGAUCUCUGUGGCAGUCGGACUUCUUUACUUCUUUUUGUCUUAGUCUGUUAUGUAGUGCAUUAGCAUGGAUUGUCACAACCUCUUUCUGUACUUCUCUCCCUGUGUAUGUGUAAGCAGGCAGCACAUGUAUAUCACAUUUCCUUCUCACUCUGACUGUGUCUGACGUGCAUGUUAGAGAAGACGUGAACAUUAUACCACCAACCACCACUGUCUGUUUUCUCCUUACCAUCCAGCAUUAACUGCACACAACACAAAGGCUCCACUCCAUUCCAUUCUCAUUUCCCGUUCUCAAUCUCUGAAACAUUCAUCACCAAUUCCUCUGUUCAAUUAUUCAGCGUGCGCGUGCCCUCACUACUGCAUGCGCGUAAAUAAGUUUAUAGUCGCUACGUGUUUGCACGUGGAGCAGUGAGCAAACCUUCAUCGUCGGUCCAGCAGUGAUAGAAAGUUAUCUCUCUCCUCUGGCCUCGUCUCCAUGUCCUCCUCGUCAACCGCUAGUGGAGACGACGGCUCCAGACGACAGCUGAGUGUCGCUAGAAUCUUCUCAGACGAGAAUGGAGAGACCCACUUCGGAUCUUUCACCAUCUCCAUGACUGGCUCUGG